Molecule: messenger RNA, 594 nt
Organism: Closterium sp. Yama58-4
Lineage: Eukaryota; Viridiplantae; Streptophyta; Zygnematophyceae; Desmidiales; Closteriaceae
Source: the annotation of a GenBank genome assembly
AUGAGCCAGGAGCUGCGUGCAAUGCGGCGGUUGCAGCAGCAGCUGCAGCUGCGCGGGGUGACGGUGGAUCGCGCGGCUUUACAGAGCGUGGCGGAGUACGUGGUGGAGGCGGGGUGCAGCGAGCAGCGCGCCGUCGACGACCUGCUCCGCGGCAUCACCGCGCUCGAACUGGGCGUGCAGGUGGUGUCGCGCGAAGUGGUGCGCCAGGUCCUUCUGCAGCCCCUCCGCGCGCGCUCUCGCGGGCCCCCCGCUGAUGGGGGGGGACCUGCAGGCGGAAGCAGCCGCGGCGAGCGCGCAGGGGAUGGCGCGCGGCCAGAUGCGCUGGGGGGCGUGGGGAGGAACGGGGGAGCGGGGGAGGUGAUGGAGGGGGGGCGGGGGGAGGCUGGGGAGGGGUGGAUGCGCGAGUGGCGCGCGGUGGUGGUGAUUGACGCCUUCACCAUGCCGCGCGUGGACUACGACCCCCUCCGCAAACACUUCUCCAGGUGCCCCCUCCCUGCCCCUCUGCAAACACUUGUCCAGGUGCCCCCUCCCUGCUUUCCCCGCCCCCAAGCUGACCGUGCGUGUGUGGUGGCCGUGGUUGAGUUGGGCGUGUGA